AUGAGCCUUCAGACCCCACCCACACUCCUGAAACAGGCAAGGCAGGCUCUGCUGAGAAAUGAGGAAUUGUCCAUUUCUGCUGUGGAACAACUGCCCAUGGAGCUCUUCACAGCAGUGUUCCAGGACGCCUUCAAAGGCAGACACAAUAGGAUGGUGAAGGCAAUGGUGGCAGCCUGGCCUUUCCCCUGCCUCCCUGUGGGGACAUUGAUGAAGACCCCCAACUUAGAAACCUUCCAGGCUGUACUUGAAGGAGUAGACAUGCAGCUGGCAAGAAACUUUCACCCCAGUUGCCUGAGAAGCCCCUUGGAGAGUUUCUCAAUCAGUGGCUACUUUCUGACACACUAUGACUUGAAUUGUAUCUCCCGUUGCCAACGCCUCUGUGAGCUCAAACAUCUGGCCAUGAGAGGUGUGGGAUUAUUGGCUACAGAUUCUAUGCCUCUCAAACAUCUGCUAGAGACUGUGGCACAUACUCUGCAGUCCCUGGAUUUGCAGGGUUGUGGAAUGGAGGACUCUCAGCUCACUGACCUCAUACCUGCCCUCAGCCGGUGCACCCAGCUCAACAAGGUCAACCUGUAUGACAAUAAAUUCUCUGUGUCCAUUUUGAAGGACCUUUUAAUGCACACAGCCAACUGGAGCAAGAUGAAUGGGGAGCAAUACCCUGCCCCUGUGGAGUGCUAUGAUGACUUUGGUGUCAUUGACACAGAAAUAUUCCUCUACCUUUGUCCUGAGCUCAUGGAUGCACUCAGGGCCCAGAGGCAGCCCAAGAGUAUUAUCUUUGGAACCGAAACCUGCAGUCAAUGUGGUGUGCGUUGUGUCUAUGACCUGGGGCCCAGACUUUGUCCUUGCUGGCAGUAAAUAGGGAACAUGACUUCCUGAUUUGGAUGCUCUGCCCCUGGGCUUUCCUAAGUUAUUGGCCUCCU
Cricetulus griseus (Chinese hamster) is the source of this 920-nucleotide messenger RNA. Lineage: Eukaryota; Metazoa; Chordata; Mammalia; Rodentia; Cricetidae. The record is from RefSeq and is a predicted model, not a curated record.